Molecule: messenger RNA, 4999 nt
Organism: Calliphora vicina (urban bluebottle blowfly)
Lineage: Eukaryota; Metazoa; Arthropoda; Insecta; Diptera; Calliphoridae
Gene: Actn
Product: alpha actinin
Exons: 9
Coding region: 586-3339 (917 amino acids)
Biological process (GO): muscle cell development; actin cytoskeleton organization
Cellular component (GO): cortical actin cytoskeleton; cell junction; plasma membrane
Molecular function (GO): actin filament binding; calcium ion binding
Source: RefSeq, a predicted model, not a curated record
GUGAGUGAGUAAAACACCUCACAAAACAAACACACACAACACGGAUCACAUAAAUUCAAGUUGCACUGAUCAAAACAGAAAGUUUUCUACGAGUUCGAACGCACGAUUAUCGCUGGCGCAACAUUAGUUUUGAGUUGGCUACCAACGCGAGCGGGUCAUUCUCUUUGCAAGCGACACACAUUUAGAAUCUUAAGGAUACUCCGAACGAAAUAAAUUUAUAAAUAUUUUAUUACAAUUUUUUCACAACUGUCUUUUUUUAAUUUGUUGUUAAAUUCAAUGAGCAAUUUUUAUUGAAAAUUACUUUUCUCAAAACCCCCUCCCCCAACAAAAACAACAACAACAACAACACUAAAACAAUAAACUAGAGAAUAUUCAGAAUUUGUUCAACAACUGCGAUUUUUUUUUUGUUAAAAGUAGUUCAUAAUUAGUUUAAAACUCCCUCUAAAAUAAACAAAAUAAUCAAGAAAUAUAUAAUUUAACAAAUUACAAAAACAAAAUAAUAAUAAUAAAAAUAAAAAUUGAAAAGAAACGAAUAAUUUUUUAACGGUUAAAACGUCAUUUUAAAUACAGUAACACGAAUUCAAAAUGAUGAUGGAGAACGGUCUCUCCAUGGAGUAUGGAGAUGGUUAUAUGGAACAGGAAGAGGAAUGGGAGCGUGAGGGACUUUUGGAUCCUGCCUGGGAGAAACAACAAAAGAAGACAUUUACAGCUUGGUGCAACAGUCAUUUGCGUAAAGCUGGCACCGGCAUCGACAAUAUCGAAGAUGACUUCCGUAAUGGUUUGAAAUUGAUGUUGUUGCUGGAAGUUAUCUCCGGCGAAACUUUGCCCAAGCCCGACCGUGGUAAAAUGCGUUUCCAUAAAAUUGCCAAUGUCAACAAAGCCUUGGACUUUAUUGCCUCCAAAGGUGUACAUUUGGUAUCGAUUGGUGCCGAAGAAAUUGUCGAUGGCAAUUUAAAGAUGACACUUGGUAUGAUCUGGACCAUCAUCUUGCGCUUUGCCAUUCAAGAUAUCUCUGUUGAAGAGAUGACCGCCAAGGAGGGCUUGUUGUUGUGGUGCCAACGCAAAACCGCCCCCUACAAGAAUGUCAACGUACAGAACUUCCAUCUUUCAUUCAAGGACGGUUUAGCCUUCUGUGCUUUGAUCCAUCGCCACAGGCCCGACUUGAUUGACUAUUCCAAACUCUCCAAAGACAAUCCAUUGGAAAAUCUCAACACUGCCUUCGAUGUUGCUGAGAAAUAUCUAGAUAUUCCUAGAAUGUUGGAUCCUGAUGAUUUGAUCAACACUCCUAAGCCGGAUGAACGUGCUAUUAUGACAUAUGUCUCUUGCUAUUACCACGCCUUCCAGGGAGCUCAACAGGUUGGAAAUGUGACGCAUGUACCCGAACCCACAAGACAAUACACCUACGUCCCGAAUAAUUACAAUGCGGAAACUGCUGCUAAUCGCAUUUGCAAAGUUUUGAAAGUCAACCAGGAGAAUGAACGUCUUAUGGAAGAGUAUGAACGUCUUGCCAGCGAUCUAUUGGAAUGGAUUCGCCGCACUAUGCCUUGGUUGAAUUCUCGCCAGGCUGAUAACUCUUUGGCUGGUGUUCAAAAGAAAUUGGAGGAAUACCGUACCUACCGUCGCAAGCACAAGCCUCCACGUGUUGAACAAAAAGCUAAGCUCGAAACUAAUUUCAACACUUUGCAAACAAAAUUGCGCCUCUCUAAUCGUCCCGCCUACUUGCCCACUGAAGGUAAAACCGUUGGUGAUAUCUCCAAUGCCUGGAAGGGCUUGGAACUCGCCGAAAAGGCAUUUGAAGAAUGGCUUUUGGCUGAAACUAUGCGUUUGGAACGCUUGGAGCAUUUGGCCCAAAAAUUCAAGCACAAGGCCGAUGCCCACGAAGAUUGGACUCGUGGCAAGGAGGAGAUGUUGCAAUCGCAAGAUUUCCGUCAAUGCAAAUUAAACGACUUAAAGGCUUUGAAGAAGAAGCACGAAGCUUUCGAAUCCGAUUUGGCCGCUCACCAGGAUCGUGUUGAGCAAAUUGCUGCCAUUGCCCAAGAGCUCAACACUCUUGAGUAUCACGAUUGCAUCUCUGUGAAUGCUCGUUGUCAACGCAUUUGCGAUCAAUGGGAUCGUUUGGGUGCUUUGACUCAACGUCGUCGCACCGCUUUGGAUGAAGCUGAGCGUAUUUUGGAGAAAAUCGACAUUUUACAUCUUGAAUUCGCCAAGCGUGCCGCUCCCUUCAACAACUGGUUGGAUGGCACUCGCGAAGAUCUUGUGGAUAUGUUCAUUGUCCACACCAUGGAAGAAAUCCAAGGUCUCAUUCAAGCUCACGAUCAGUUCAAGGCCACUUUGGGCGAAGCCGACAAGGAAUUCAAUUUGAUUGUCAACUUGGUGCGUGAAGUUGAAUCGAUCGUUAAACAACAUCAAAUCCCUGGUGGUUUGGAGAACCCCUACACCACUCUUACCGCCAACGAAAUGACUCGCAAGUGGAGCGAUGUUCGUCAAUUGGUGCCACAACGUGACCAAACUUUGGCCAACGAAUUGCGCAAACAACAAAACAACGAAAUGUUGCGCAGACAAUUUGCCGAAAAGGCCAACGUUGUCGGUCCCUGGAUCGAACGCCAAAUGGAUGCUGUCACCGCCAUCGGCAUGGGUCUCCAAGGUUCAUUGGAAGAUCAAUUGCACCGUCUCAAGGAGUACGAACAAGCAGUGUACGCUUACAAACCCAAUAUUGAAGAAUUGGAGAAGAUCCAUCAAGCCGUCCAAGAGUCGAUGAUCUUUGAAAAUCGUUACACCAACUACACCAUGGAGACUCUCCGCGUCGGUUGGGAACAAUUGCUAACCUCCAUUAACCGCAAUAUCAACGAGGUUGAGAACCAAAUCCUCACCCGUGAUUCUAAGGGCAUCAGUCAAGAGCAAUUGAACGAAUUCCGUUCCAGCUUCAACCACUUUGAUAAGAACCGCACUGGUCGUUUGACCCCCGAAGAAUUCAAGUCCUGCCUUGUCUCAUUGGGCUACUCCAUCGGCAAGGAUCGUCAAGGUGAAAUGGACUUCCAACGUAUCUUGGCUGUCGUUGAUCCCAACUCGACUGGCUAUGUGCACUUCGAUGCCUUCCUUGACUUUAUGACACGCGAAAGCACCGACACCGAUACUGCCGAACAAGUUAUUGAUUCAUUCAGAAUCUUGGCAGCCGACAAGCCAUACAUCUUGCCCGAUGAAUUGCGCCGUGAAUUGCCACCAGAUCAAGCUGAAUACUGCAUUCAACGUAUGCCACCAUACAAGGGACCCAACGGUGUACCCGGUGCCCUCGAUUACAUGUCAUUCAGUACAGCUUUGUACGGUGAAACCGAUUUGUAAAGAAACCCACUCAUGUGCCACAAAAUACAAAUUUAUUCUAUCACUCAACUCAAAUACAAUUCACCAAUCACUACUGACUACUUAACAAAGAGUGAGAGCGACCGACGGACCGUUCGAUUGGCCUACAACCAACCUCUAUAAACUAUAAUGUUUAAGUUAAAUUGCAAAAAAAAAACGUCUAUAUAUUGUUUCUUUGUUUAAUACUAACCCGCCCAAUAAUUCAUUUUUUUACGUUACAUUUGUUUUCGAGAUGCAAAAACUAAAUGUCCUUUAAAUACUAACACCCACCCCAAAUCCAAAGCAAAGUUACGCAAAAUACGCAAAAUUUGAUUAACAAACUACUACAAUUAUCGAUUUAAAGGCACUACAAAAUCAAUCAAACCCACCACUACUUAACAUCCACAUUAAGUUCCCCACAAUUAACCGAACAAUAUCCGCAUCGUAUCAUCUGUUUAUCAAUCAGUACACACAUGCAUAUCGUUGCAAAUAAAUAAUUAUGGGAGAGUUUUUAACAACAAACAGCAACAACAUCGACUGCAAAAUAUAGAGAGAGAACUAACUCGGCCUAUUUAUUAUUUAUUUACUAAAUUUUAUCAAUUACAUAUUUAUUUACUAUUCAUUUUCUGUUCGUACUUAAGAUGAAACUCAACUUGUGGAGAAUUUAAUGAAAUGUUCCAUUUACACUGCUCUGCUCACUGUUUUAAUGUUAAUGUUUUCAAUUCCUGUUUAGUUUUUACCGAUUUAUAAACAAGAAUUGACACCAACGACAACAAAUGACGGGCAUUGUGAAUGGGACCACAACAAGGUUUUUAGCAUAAAAGCAAAGGGAAGAAAUUUUAGUUAAUAUUAUUAAAUCACAUUUAUAAUACAUACUAUUUUAAAUAUAAAAUUCAUAUACUACAUACAUACGUACAUAUGUAUGUAUAUAUACAUAUAUAUAUAUAUAUAAAUAAAUAAAUAUACGAAUGUUUGAAGGCGAAAGGGAGCGCUAAACAACAUCCACAACAACAAAAUUUUAAUUCUAAAUAUUUUUAUUUCAACAUUUUCAUCUGAGAUGAAUCUUUUAAAUAAGAAUAUUAUACUAAACUUUGAUAUUUUUAUGGUUUUAUUUUAUUAUUAUUUUUUUAUAUAAAUAUUUGUUUUAUUUAAUAUUAUUAUGAUUUUUGUUAAAUUAAUUAUUAAUUUAUUAUAACAAUUAUAUUAUUAUUAUUAUUACCCGCCCAUAUAAUUUUCAUCUUAAUUUGAUUCCUUUAGUUUCUUUGUUUUUAUUUUUUUAGUUUUGCAUAUAACAAUAUCAUUACGAUUAUUAUAUAUUUUUUUUAUUUAAAUUAUCUUUACUUAAAAACAAAACAAAAAUUUAUUUAAUAUUUUUUUAAAAUAAGGCAUAAUAAUACUACUACUAUUAUUACUUGAUACUAUUAUAAUAUAAUAUUUAAAAAAAGAGAGAGUAAAUUAUUUUAUUACUAUAAAAAUAAUAAUAAUAAUACAUAUUAAUAACAACAACAACAACAUAAACAAUUUAUGAAGAACACCAAAUCUAUUAAAGAAUAGAAGAAAGAAAAACAUCAACAAUCUAUGUAAAAUGUCGAAUGAUACAAUAACCAACUGAAUCAUUUUAAUAAAAAAAACUAUUUACAAAACACAAUUAAAAAAAAAACAA